CAGUAUUUGCCAUCAUUACUCCUCUGAAACUGACAGCAACCUUUCAAGAUUGCAGAUGCAUUGCUAAACCUAUGAAAUAAUAAAUACAGAACCUAUAACAAUCCUGUCAAUGGUCCCUCCUCUUGAGCAUGCUGGAGACAUCACUCACACACACACAGAUAAAAGACGUACGCCUGUGUUGGGCAGUUUAACAGAUGAAAAGGUGCAGCUGAGGCUCUACAAGUGGACACUGGUUGAUUUAGUUACAGCCUAGAAUCCAACAGCAGCAGAUUGUAUAAAGGUAAAAGAAAUCAUCAAACAGCCACAUCCAGGAUCAUCUGCACAAAAGACAGGUGAAAACUGACAUGGCGAAAAUGCCCAUUGGGAAACAAGAUGUGAUAAUCAUUGGAGGGGGCUUGUCGGGUCUUUCAGCUGCCAAACUCCUCACAGAGAGGGGCCUCAAUGUGGUGGUUCUGGAGGCUAGAGAUCGUGUUGGAGGAAGAACAUACACUGUUCAAGGUCCAGAGUUCCAGUAUGUUGACUUAGGAGGAGCAUAUGUUGGGCCCACGCAAAAUCGGAUUUUGCGUUUAGCAAAAGAGCUGGGUAUAAAUACAUACAAAGUUAAUGAAAAAGAACAACUGAUUCACUUUGUGAAGGGAAAGUCUUACCCAUUUAAAGGGCCAUUUCCUCCUAUGUGGAACCCUAUUGCUUACUUGGAUUACAACAAUCUCUGGAGAACUUUGGAUGAAUUGGGAAAGAAGAUUCCUGCAGAUGCACCAUGGAGUGCGGAACAUGCAAUGGAGUUGGACAACAUGACCAUGAAAGAGUUAAUUGAUAAACUUUGCUGGACAAGGUUGGCGAGAGAAUUUGCAACACUCUUUGUCAACGUGAAUGUAACUUCAGAGCCUUAUGAAGUCUCUGCUCUUUGGUUUCUGUGGUACGUGAGACAGUGCGGAGGGACAAGUCGGAUAUUUUCCACCACCAAUGGAGGCCAGGAAAGGAAAUUUAUUGGUGGUUCGGGACAAAUCAGCGAGCGCUUAGCUGAGCGAAUGAAGGAUUGUGUGAAGUUAAACAGGCCAGUGGUGAGAGUGGAACAAACUAAGGGAACCAUCCGUGUGGUGACAUUAUAUGGAGAGGAAUAUGAGGCUGAUUAUGUCAUCAGCGCUAUCCCACCAGCCCUCAUUCAGCAAAUUCACUACAGUCCUCCCCUGCCUCCAUUGCGAAACCAGUUGAUCCAGCGUGUUCCAAUGGGAUCCAUCAUCAAGUGUAUGGUUUACUACAGCCGGGCUUUCUGGAGGGAGAAAGGUUACUGUGGUACCAUGAUGAUUGAAGAUGAGGAGUCACCUAUUUCUCUGACACUGGAUGACACCAAGCCUGAUGGCUCCCACCCUGCAAUUAUGGGGUUUAUAUUGGCGAGGAAGGCUCGACUUUUACUUAGUCUCACCAAAGCAGAGAGGAAACAACGAAUCUGUCAGAUUUAUGCACGAGUCCUAGAGACAGAAGAAGCUCUAUACGCUGUUCACUAUGAAGAAAAAGACUGGUGUGAGGAGCAGUACUCGGGUGGCUGCUACACUGCAUACUUCCCACCAGGGAUGUUCAUUCAGUUUGGCAAAGUUCUACGUGAGCCAUUCGGACGAGUGUACUUUGCUGGCACCGAGACUGCCACCAAGUGGAGCGGUUACAUGGACGGAGCAGUACAGGCUGGGGAACGUGCUGCCAGAGAGGUGAUGUGUACCAUAGGAAUUAUUCCAGAGACAGCAAUCUGGACCCAUGAGCCUGAAGUUCAGGAGGUUCCAAGUCGACCAAUCAUUACAACAUUCUGGGAACAACAUCUGCCCUCUGUGCCAGGAUUUUUGGUGGUCCUCAGUGUUUCCACGUGUCUGACAGUUGCUGGUGUAAUCAUGUCCAGGAAAAUUUGUCUGCCCAGGGCUUGAAGAAGGGCAGCGGAUAGAAACUUGUUGUUGCAAAGAGUAAGUUUUCAGAUCCAUCAAUGGUGCCAUUUUGGAGCUGAUGUCAGAGUUUGAUAUCCAUUCAGGGCAGCUGAGGGCUGGGUUAUGAGAGUACACCAGACGGAUCACAGAUAUCAGAUCUCACAUUAAGGAGGGAUUUAUUACAUUCAAGACCAUUGAAGUUCAAAGUGUUUACCAAAUCCCUUGAUUUGUUUUCUUCUCAAUGCUGUCACAGUGACCUCAAAUCUGAUGAAUCGUUGUGAAGACAAUAAAAUACAUCAAGUGGUAGGGUUCUGAAACUGAGGAGCUAGUUCGCUGAAAUUAAAUUGUUUAGAAUUCAGUUCCCUGCAGUGAACAUCCAUCACUGACAAAAAGAGAACAAUAUUAACUCUUUUAAUUUUCUAGUGAGUGGCCUCAAUGUGGUUUCUGGCUCAAUUCUUCACUUUACAAACUACUGUCUAUAUAAAAAGAUAUUAUCUAAGAGGAUUAUGAAGUUCUCUAUUCCACAUUUAAUGCAUGAUUAUAAACCACUGACAUGCUGCUCUCCUAGUCAAUGAUACAAUCUAAACUGCUCGAUUAAACUUAUGGAAUACAGGGUUAUUUAGGUCUCAGCUUCCUUGGUGUAGGGAAAGGGCCAUUAGACAGGAUUCACACCUCCAAUGGUCCACCUCUGCUGGACAGUACAUAAUCUGGGUAUCAGAUGAGAGCAAAGUCAGCUCCCACAUGUAGAAUGCAGACUGCUUCAGAUUUGUAACCCUGAAUCUUCAGGAAAGAAUCAAAGAAAAUGGUAGCAACCUAAUCAGAAAAAAUAUUCUGAAAAUCAAGUAACAAAUGGCCAACGGUAAUAUUAAGCAGUUAAAAUGUUAUUUGAGAUGGCUGCAUGUUCCUUGAAUGACCAGCAGUGAUGAACUGGUCAUCCAGAUCCCCAGGUAAUGAGCCUGGGCAUGUAGCUUCAAAUGUCUUCAUGGCUGCUGGUGGAAUUUCAAUUUAAUUAAUACACCUGCACUAUAGGGCUCACAAUAAAUCUCAGUAAUCCAUAAAACUAUUAUGAAAUCUUGUAAAAGCCCACCUGGGGUACUGGAACCAUAGAAAAUUUACAAUACAGAAAAAGGGCAUUUAACCAAUCUUAUCUGUGCUGUUUAAAUAAACACACCAGCCAUUUUAAUCCCACUUUUAAUAGUUGCAUCUGCUCUGUACCUUGACACAUUAUGUUACUUCACAUAUAGAUCCAAGUUUCUUUUAAAGGAAUUGAAAGUUUCUGCCCAAACUCUAGAGACCUAUGACACUCUUCCUCAAGCCCUCUUUAGUAUUUUUAAAAAAUUUCUUAAAUCAGUGCCCCGAUAACCAACUCUCUGCUAGAGGAAACAGGCCUUGCCUGUCCAGUCAAUCAAAGAUCUUCAUCUUUUUGCACACAUUAAUUACGUAACUCCUUAGUCUUCUCUAAUCUGACAAAAAUACGUCUGGUUUGUCCAAACUUCCCUCAUACAUGUAAUUUUUGAGCCCUGGCAACUUUCUUGUAAGUCUCCUCUGUACUCUCUCUGGUACAAUUAAGGCCAUCCUGCCAUGUGGUGUGCAGAACUGUACAAAAAUCUCCAGCUCAGAGAGAGCAAGAACUGCAGGUGCUGGAUUCAGAGUCAACACAGUGUGGAGCUGGAAGAAUAAGGUACG
Molecule: messenger RNA, 3596 nt
Organism: Stegostoma tigrinum
Lineage: Eukaryota; Metazoa; Chordata; Chondrichthyes; Orectolobiformes; Stegostomatidae
Product: amine oxidase [flavin-containing]-like
Exons: 16
Coding region: 345-1913 (522 amino acids)
Molecular function (GO): oxidoreductase activity
Source: RefSeq, a predicted model, not a curated record